Zingiber officinale is the source of this 1232-nucleotide messenger RNA. RefSeq lists its product as uncharacterized. Lineage: Eukaryota; Viridiplantae; Streptophyta; Magnoliopsida; Zingiberales; Zingiberaceae. The transcript has 2 exons. The coding region runs from base 186 to 836 and encodes 216 amino acids. The record is from RefSeq and is a predicted model, not a curated record.
GAAACGUUUUCUUUUGGUGAUUCCAGGUUCCAACACGAUCACAUGCAUCGCUUCUCAUAGCCAUCAUCAUGCAUCCCAGCAUUCAUCAUCAUCAUCAUCAUCAUCAUCAUCAUCAUCAUCAUCAUCAUAACUACAAGAAAGCGCAAUAACAUCGCCAUUAGAAGAGCCCAACGAGAGAGAGAGGGAUGGGGAGCUUCUCAUUCGAAGGAGCGACGGAUCGGAACCCCUUUUGGAUCGCGUCGAGCGCGAGUUCUGAGGAAACGAGAAUGGAGGAGGUGGAACCGCCGUCGGUGGAGGAGCCGGAAGAAGACGAGGAGGUGGAGCAUCCGUCGGUGGCGGCGCCGGAAGAAGACGAGGAGGAGGAUAUCCGAUGGAAGUGCGGUUGUAGUACUUGGAGGGAAGAGGAGUGGCCGCGGAAGUCCAGCGGUGGGGUGACGCUUGAGGGUUACGUGGAGACCGGGGACGGUGGCGAGGGGGCCGACGGCGUUUCGAGGACGAAGAGCCUGACGGACGAGGACUUGGAGGAGCUCAAGGGGUGCCUCGAUCUGGGGUUUGGCUUCAACUACGAGGAAAUUCCCGAGCUCUGCAACACACUCCCGGCGUUGGAGCUCUGCUAUUCCAUGAGCCAGAGGUUCUUGGACGAGCAGCAGCAGCAGCAGAACCGCUCGCUGGAUCGUUCGUCCUCCGGCGAGUCCAUGGAUCUGUGUGCAUCACCGACGCCUCCUCCCGUGGCCAACUGGAAGAUAUCCAGUCCAGGAGAUGAUCCCGAUGAAGUUAAAGCUAGACUGAAGUAUUGGGCCCAAGCAGUGGCAUGCACUAUCAGAUUAUGCAAGUGAGGAAGAUUCCAUCUUUUUUUUCCGUACUUCUGGUCAUCAGAAGAACUAAUCUUCGAAUUGAAGCCGAUUCCGGAGACUUCUAUGCUAAAAUGAGUUCUGUGCCGCCAUUUUCCAACUCGGCGCCAUAAGAUUUCCUGAAAACUUACGGACAUAGAGAGAAGGAAACUGAUAUGAGUGUUGCGAGGCUUGCCCCCAGUCAACAACAUAUCGGACUGCAUUGUUCCUUGAAAAGGGUUAAUGAGAAUGAUAAUGUAUUAGAUGGCAAUAACGUCUCACUGUUCACAUUUCUUGGGAUUAGCAACUUCAGUGGAUUGCUUGUUUUUUUAAGGAAGAGCAAGAGUGUCGACAUCUUAUUCCUUUAAACGACUCAUAAUGAAUACAUGCUUGCAAGAUACA